AUGGCGGCUUAUCACACAACUUUCGUCGUCUUGUGUACAUUAUAUUGGUGUCUUUGCAGUAAUUUGGCAGAUGGACGAUCUUUCACUGUUGACUGGGAUAAUGACUGUUUUUUGAAAGAUGGCAAGCCAUUUCGUUACAUCUCUGGAAGUAUACAUUAUACAAGAAUACCUAAAUUCUAUUGGCAAGACAGACUAAAGAAGAUGUACACUGCUGGUCUUAAUGCUGUGCAAAUAUACAUUCCAUGGAAUGUGCAUGAACCUACCGAGGGAAAAUUUGUUAUGGAAGGAGAUGCUGAUUUGCCAGGAUUUCUACAGCUUGCCAAUGAUACUGGUCUACUGGUUAUAGCAAGAAUUGGACCAUACAUAUGCGGCGAAUGGGAUAUGGGCGGUUUACCAUCCUGGUUAUUGAAAAACAAUCCCAAAAUUCAGUUGAGAUCAUCAGAUCCAGAUUACCUUAAUCCAGUGGAUAAAUGGCUGGAUACACUGUUUCAGAUCAUCUCGCUAUAUCUCUACAAAAACAAAGGACCCAUUAUAUCGGUACAAAUUGAAAAUGAAUAUGGUAGUUAUUAUUCCUGUGAUUAUGAUUAUUUGAGAUUUCUACGAAAUAAAGCAAUGGACAAACUUGGCGAUGAUGUGGUGCUAUUUACAACGGAUGGUCCCACUCAGAAUAUGUUGAAAUGUGGUACAUUGCAAAAUGUAUUAACAACGGUGGACUUUGGAUCAGGUAAGCAUACACUGCAAUUGUCUCUUUUACAGAUCAAUUCUGAAUAUUACACAGGAUGGCUAGACCACUGGGCAUCUCCACACUCUGUAGUGAACAAAGACAGAAUUGUUAAAACACUGGAUUCUAUAUUAGCAAUGAACGCCUCUGUAAAUAUGUAUAUGUUUAUUGGCGGUACUAAUUUUGGAUUCAUGAAUGGUGCUAACUACUACCCAUAUAAACCACAGCCUACUAGUUAUGAUUAUGACGCUCCGUUAACUGAAGCCGGUGACCCUACCGAUAAAUACAUGGCAAUACGGAAGGUUAUUGGACAGUACAGGGAGUUACCACCAGAUCCAAUACCACCACCAACCCCCAAAUCAGCGUAUGGUAAAGUAACUAUGUCUAAAAUAUCUACGUUUUAUGAUGAGUUAGAAGUUAUGGCUCCAUAUGGUCCUAUCAAUACAACGUAUCCUAUCACAAUGGAAGACAUGCAGCAGAGUUAUGGAUUUAUAUUAUAUAGAACAACUAUCAAUGAAGAUCAUAGUUCUAGUGUUUUAAGUAUCCCUGGUAUUGGUGACAGAGGAUAUGUCUGCAUAAACCAGACUGUAUUGGGUAUUUUAUCGAGAAUGACUUAUGAUCCUAAUCUCAACACCUCUCUCAACAUCACAGCAAAGAAAGGAGAUAUUUUAGAUAUUCUUAUUGAAAACCAGGGACGAAUAAAUUAUGGAAAGUACAUCAAUGAUUCCAAGGGAAUAGUCGGUAAUGCUACACUGGCGAAUGUCACAAUACAGUCCUGGUCCAUCUACUCCUUGGACAUGGAUCUUGUAGUCAAUCCUGGUAACUUCAUGAGAAAAAAAAAUUACUAUGGUAUGAAGUACAAGCCAUCAGCGUCUUUGGAAGUUGCCUCAUUUUACACCGGGGUGUUGAGUGUGGAUAAUGUACAAGAUACCUACCUUAAUAUGAAAGGAUGGACCAAGGGCCAGGUAUACAUAAAUGGAUUCAACCUUGGUCGUUACUGGCCUGUUGUAGGACCUCAGGUGACACUCUAUGUACCCGCUAAUAUACUGCAAACUGGAGACAACACUGUUGUGUUAUUUGAAUUGGAAAAAGCACCCUGUACUGGUUCCUAUGGAAACUGGAUACUGGCUGGAGAUUGUCAAAUUGAGUUCAUUGACAGGCCGAUAAUUAAUGGAACAGCAUUACUUGAGAAGAAUACAGACGACGAAUUUGAUAGAAAUCUGUGAACAAUACUGGUCAAAGGUUGUGUUUACUGUGAUGUACAAAAAUUGAAGAUGUAAUCUGUGGGGCUGUGAACAGAGUAAAACUUGGAAAAUAAAAACCUUGUAUUGGUAGUACCUACACUUUAUGUGCUGGUAUUAAAUUUGAAAAGCAUGUGCACUAGUGGUUGCAUUAUUUAAUUAAUACUUAUUCAUAUUGUCUUUUUUUAAAAAAAAACAAUGUUUAUUUUCAUAGAUUGUCUUACUGGGCCAUAAUGUUAUUAUAAGAAAUGUCUUUCCAUAUCAAUCGUGAAGGAAGAAUGUAGGGUUAACACAUUUGUAGUGAAGCUACUUACAAGACAAACCGGAUUUUUCAAAUUCUGUCUUGUAUAAAUGCACUUUAACUGCACUUUCCACCAGAAAGCAUUUCUGAACUGUUGUGAAACAUCAAUACACAAUGAUACAAUUAAGUAAGUUUCUUACUCUUUAAUAUCUUUGACAUUAAAAAUUUACAAACAUUCACAAAGUACAUCAUAAAUUCCUCUCUGUACCAAUAUACUGUGCUCUAAUUUAGUUUUCAAUAAGUUUUAUAAAGCAAGCACCUUUUCCGUACUGCAACUGUAAUAUUUCUACAGUUGUCUUGUACGAAUAAAAAACAAUGGUUAAACCAAGCUUUAAAUGAGCAUUGCUCAUUUCUAAACUACUGACAGUGUGUUGGAUCAAACCAUUAUUAUUACUGGUUGGUGGAAAUUAUGGCUAGAAUUCAGUGUUGUACCAGGAGAAUUCCAUCUCUUUGUGGUUACAGUACCGUAAUUAAACUCCAUUGUUUAUCAAUUAUACACUUGUGGUCUACAAUGUCUUUACAAGAAUACAGAUUAUCAUAGGAAACCAUGUAGAUUCUUGCUCCCACCACCUUAAAAAAUAAUUGUUAGUCCUUUUUCCCUUCACUUUAUUAUUGCUGGAAAAUAACUGUUUAUCUUGCACUGGUGCAAACAUUCACUUCUCUUUGACUGAAAAUACAGAAUAACUUUAGCCAUUACCACAGAAGGCACUCACAAAGCCUGUAUUAGUGAUGGAAGUCCCUAGAAGCUUUUACUACAUGUGAAAACUUGUAAUUCAAAGUCAUAAUAAACAGUAACUAUAUAAACUUG
Messenger RNA from Saccoglossus kowalevskii, 3071 nucleotides. Its product is annotated as beta-galactosidase-like. Gene Ontology annotation, biological process: carbohydrate metabolic process. Gene Ontology annotation, molecular function: beta-galactosidase activity. The record is from RefSeq and is a predicted model, not a curated record. Lineage: Eukaryota; Metazoa; Hemichordata; Enteropneusta; Harrimaniidae.